Molecule: messenger RNA, 1850 nt
Organism: Striga asiatica
Lineage: Eukaryota; Viridiplantae; Streptophyta; Magnoliopsida; Lamiales; Orobanchaceae
Source: the annotation of a GenBank genome assembly
GUUCAAAGCCCAAACUAAUUCAUAAUGUGAACCGGAUCUUCUUACGAAGCCCAAACUAAUUCUUGGGCCGUUCUGGCCUUAUUAAAAUCCUCCAAAAGACGAGAGCACCACAAGUAAAUACCCACACAUUUCUUCGUACAGCAACGAACGAAAUGGAAACAGCCACCCCUUUUCCAACAGCCACCGCGACCAUCGGCGACGGCGCCGUUGACACGACCGCCAUCGAAUCCACAGCCGUAACCGCCGCAACCACUGCCUCUGGAGAUUUAUCCUCCGAAGACACCUCCACCAAUGGCACCCCGCAAGCUGCACACUCCGAUCAAACUUACCCUAAUCUCUCCCCAAAUUCGGCGAAUCGCCCCCAAAUCACAGACGCCGACGACGAAGAACGAACCUCCCCCCGGAAAAACCAAAAGCUCUCCGACUUGCCGAAGCCCGAGCUCAUGGAAUCCGAAAUUACCGAACCGCCCUCGCUCGCGUACGCAACUCCCGUCCCACCUCAGAACGGGAAACCAUCGGCGGCCAAAUCCAGCAAAAAGUCGAAGAAGAAAAGCAACGACGUGUGGACCACCACAUCCAGGAAGGGGAAGAAGAAGACGAAGCACACCUCCAUCGGCAACCAUAAUUCCAAGAAUGCCACCACCGGCGACGGUGAGGAUAAAGUGAUGAUAACCCCAAUCCCUAGGUUUCCGGACAAGAAUGAUGACAGCGUAGACUUGCAGAUCUGCCUGUCGAAGGCCUACAAGGCGGAGAAGGUGGAACUAAGUGAGGACAGGCUGACUGCCGGCAGCACAAAGGGUUAUAGAAUGGUGAGGGCAACUCGGGGCAUCUGUGAGGGCGCGUGGUACUUUGAGAUAAAGGUGGUGCAUUUGGGUGAGACGGGACACACGAGGCUGGGCUGGUCCACGGAUAAGGGGGACUUGCAGGCGCCCGUUGGGUAUGAUGGGAAUAGCUUUGGCUACAGGGAUAUUGAUGGGAGCAAAGUGCACAAGGCUUUGAGGGAAAAGUACGGUGAUGAAGGGUAUAAAGAAGGUGAUGUCAUUGGAUUUUACAUUAACAUGCCUGAUGGAGGAGCUUAUGCCCCCAAACCCCCAAGGCUGGUUUGGUAUAAGGGACAAAGGUAUUUUUGUGCGCCCGACCCCAAGGAAGAUCCACCGAAAAUCGUGCCUGGAAGUGAGAUAUCUUUCUUCAAAAAUGGAAUAUGUCAGGGGGUUGCUUUCACAGACCUUUACGGUGGCCAGUAUUUCCCGGCAGCCUCAAUGUACACCCUUCCCGACCAACCAAAUUGUGUUGUUAAGUUCAAUUUUGGUCCGAAUUUUGAGAAAUUCCCUGAAGACUUUGGUGGGCGUCCUAUCCCGAGACCUAUGAUUGAAGUCCCAUAUCAAAGUUAUGAAUGCCGGGUUGAGAAUGAGCUCUCCACUGAGAAGAAAUAGUAGCGCUUAUUCACUUUUUUGUUAGUGUGUGUGGUUAGGGCAGGUGAUUUUGGUAAUUGUUCACUGAGUGGUUACAUUAAGCAAAGCACAAGGGAGUGUUGGGGCUUGAGAUUUGGGUAAAGCAUAGCAUAGAAGAGUGCUUUUCUGAGAGCUUUGAAUGGUUUUCAUUUGGGAAGAUGUAGAAUUGUUGUUGAAUUUAUUUUCUCCUGUAAAUUUAUUUUCAAGUAAAGCAUGGAAUGAUCUUUUGAAUUGUUCUCACCGAAUCAUGUAAAGAUUUCCUCUUUCUGACAGUCUAUCUCCCUUUAGAUUGGCUAUCUUACUUACUAGAAGCUUUUGUCCCGGAACCCUGACCUACUGUUGUAUGCAAUAAAUAGAAUAGGCAUUUCUUUGAAUCCUUUUUCAAGUUAUGCAAUUGUG